Molecule: messenger RNA, 2146 nt
Organism: Peromyscus leucopus (white-footed mouse)
Lineage: Eukaryota; Metazoa; Chordata; Mammalia; Rodentia; Cricetidae
Product: sodium-dependent glucose transporter 1C-like
Exons: 4
Coding region: 1-1311 (436 amino acids)
Source: RefSeq, a predicted model, not a curated record
AUGGAGAUGUUAGGAGGUGUGGUCUACUUGUAUAAGGGCACUGGAGGUCGCCGUGAUGCUGUGCUGAGCCAUGCUACCUCAUUACAAGGAGAUCAUCAUAGUGCCCAACUGCUGGGCAUCAUGGGCCGACUCCUGCUGGAGCUGGAGACAGAGCUGGAGUUCCGCGGGGACCCAGUGACACGCAAGGAGCGCAAGGCACCAGCAGCUGAACGCAACAAUGGGCUGACCUGGUUCAUCACACUGGUCCUGUAUGCUGCCUUCAUAGGGCUGGGAUGGAUACCUCUUCCUCCACAAAAUGCCUGUCAAAUUAUUUCUUUACUUGCAGGUGGGAACGUCCUCAUCUUGGAUCUGUGGGGAGACAAAGGAGCCCCACACAUGCAGGCCUUGAACUUCAGUUUCGCCUUGGGUGCCUUCCUGGCUCCCCUGCUGGCUAAACUGGCCUGGGGUAUGACAGCAUCCACUCAGAACCACACAGAGCCUGGCUUUGACGGGUCAGCCUUGAACCGAUCCUCUGGAGCCACCUCAGACUCUCUGUUUGCGGUGCCUGAGGACAUGAACCUGCUUUGGACCUACGCUCCCAUCGGCACCUAUGUCUUAGUAGUCUCUGUCUUCCUGUUUGGUCUGUUUUGUAAGAAAAGCUUAAGGCGGAAAAAAUCCACAGCAUCCGCUGAGGGAGCUCAAAGAGCUAAAUAUCACUGGGCCCUACUCUGUCUCCUCUUCCUCUUCUUCUUCCUUUAUGUUGGAGCCGAGGUGACCUAUGACUCUUUCCUAUUCUCCUUUGCCACCACCCAUGUUGGCAUGGAAGAAAGUGAAGCAGCCGGCUUGAACUCCAUCUUCUGGGGGACUAUCUCAGCCUCCAGUGGCCUGGGCAUCAUCUUUGCAACAUUCUUGCAGCCUGGAACCAUGAUCGUGUUGAGCAACAUUGGCAGUCUUGUCUCAUCUUUCUUUCUGGUGCUUUUUCACAAGAGCCCUCUUUGUCUCUGGAUCGCCACAUCUGUGUACGGAGCCUCCAUGGCAACCACGUUUCCCAGUGGCAUUUCUUGGAUCGAGCAGUACACCAGCCUAAGUGGGAAAUCCGCAGCAUUCUUAGUAAUUGGUGGUACCCUGGGAGAAAUGGUGAUUCCUGAAGUAAUAGGAAUUCUUCAAGGACACUACCCAGAUCUGCCAGUAGUUCUGUACAUCUGCUUUGCAUCAGCCAUAUUAACUGCUGUCUUAUUUCCUGUGAUGUACAAAUUAGCCACCUUACCCCUGGAUCACCACCUCAAAGGAAGAAGAAAGGUGAGGACCAGAGAGCUUUGCUUUCCAAACUGAGCUGAAAGACCGUGAGAAAGAAAAGAAAUGGAAAGAUGCAGGAAAAUGAAAUGGGACGAUUUUGAAGUAGUUGAAAUGAAGCAUUCGAGGCAUUCUGUAAUAGAGGAUUCUAGAAAUAUUUUGAUUUGACAGAGCCCACAGCUAACUCUUCUAUGCAAUUCCCAAAUACCUCCAUGUUUGAGUCCUCUCAGUUAAUGGUUGCAACUCCCCUGUGAUACACCAGGAGAAAAUGGACAAACAUUUAGAAACGAUGAAUUGUUUUAUAACUUCAUACUUACUUCACUUAUGGCCAGGUGGCGCUAUAAGCAGAUUGUCAGCAUUUUCCAGGGAUCAAAGUUUCUAGAGUCACUGUAUGAAGAUAAGGUAACUGCUAAAAUGUUUUUAAAAUUCCUGGACUUCCAGUGUAUUCCAUGAUGUACCAAGUGUUCUCAUUCAGUGGAAUCUUGUAAUGAGAUUCCUGUUUGGGGGACUCAUUAGGAAAUAUGUUUUUUGUGGUGUGUGCAAAAAGGCAUUUGUGCUUAAGAAACUGGGUAGUGCUCCAGUAGGCAGACACCAUAGGAUAUAGAAUGGAUUGGCCUUUGCUGAGCAAAUGACCAAGCAUCCAUUUUCUCUUACGAGACUUGAAGAGAGUAGUUUUGAUGAACGAGAAACUAGAAGUAGCAAAAUUGAAGCUAUAAAGGAUUUCCUAAUAACUUGCUCAGGAAAUAUUAAGUUACAUGAAGUAGGAUUUAGUCAAAGGGUGUUACCUCCAAGCUGACUGGAAGAGAAGUAGUGUACUAACCAGGCUCCUUAGAAACCCAAGAGAGAAAAUUGUGUGCCAUAAUUGAAGUUUAGG